AUGGACGGCGACGCAGCCGUCGAGCCCGAGCUCGAUGCGUUCAGUCUGGUCCUCCCGCUUCCCUACCGCGUGGCCCUCAUCACCGUCCUGGCCACCUGGGGCUGGGGCGCCAACCUCCACUAUCUCUACCUCCUCAAGAUCGACGUGCCGUCGCUCAUCCGCUAUCCAGGCCGCACGUCCGGUGCACACAUACCUCACCACCACUCGGCCUACCGGCUCGCGACCGUCACGUCGUCCGUGCUCGCGGCGUCGCUGCUCCUCUUCUGGGCGCUGACCCGCCACAAUGUCGAUCGCGUGCUGGCCCUCGACUGGAUGCCCAUGACCACGCUCGCCGUGCUCGGCCUGCUGCUCAUCCUCCCCUUUCCGCUCACCUUGCUGCAGCGGUACACCGGCAUUGUUCGCAGCAGCGGCGGCGGCAGCAGCAGCAGCAACCCCCGACGCACGCCGGCGAGCCCACCGACGUGGGCCCUACCCCAAGACGGCCGUCGGCGGUUUGCGACGACGCUGCGGCGCGUGCUGGUGGGCGGCCUGGCCGAGGCGCAGCACGGCAAGUUUGGCGACAUCUUGCUCGCCGAUGUGCUCACCAGCUACUCCAAGGUCCUCGGCGACCUGUACGUGUGCCUGUGCAUGUUCUUUUUCGCGGCGCCCCGGGGCGGCCGCGACGAGGCCUCGGCCACCGACCGCCCGGACCGCAACUGCGGCGGCGGCGUCCUCGUGCCCCUCAUCAUGGCCAUGCCGUUCCUGGCGCGCUUCCGCCAGUGCAUGAUUGAGUAUCUGCGCGUGCGGCGGUCGGGCGUCGGUGGCGGCGGCGGCGGCGGCACAGGCCUCCAGCACCUGGCCAACGCCGCCAAGUACGCCACCUCGUUCCCCGUCAUUUUGUUUUCGGCCCUCCAGCGCAGCGCCAAGGCCGCCGAGGACGCCAGCGCCUCCACCCCCGCGACCGGCAGCGCGUCCACCAUGUACUACCGCCUGUGGCUGGCCGCCGUCCUGGCCAACUCCCUGUACAGCUUCUACUGGGACGUCGCCAAGGACUGGGACCUGACCCUCUUUGACGGCGCGCGCGCGCGCAACGCCCCCGACCACCCCUGGGCCCUGCGCCGCCGCCGCCUCGUCGGCGGCGGCCAGCCGAUUGUGUACUACGGCGCCAUGGCGCUGGACCUGCUCCUGCGCUGCACCUGGUCCCUCAAGCUCAGCCCCCACCUCGACCACGUCGCCGACUUUGAGAGCUCGCUCUUCCUCAUGCAGCUGCUCGAGGUCCUGCGCCGCUGGGUCUGGAUCUUUUUCCGCGUCGAGACCGAGUGGAUCCGCUCCACUUCCACCACCUCCACGGGCAGCGACUUGUUCGCCGGCGGCACCGGUCUGCUGCUGGGCGGCAUGUCGCCGGGCAGCAGUGGCGGCAGCGCGAGCAGCACCAUCUCGAGCAGCGACAUUCUGCUGGGCGACUACCAGCCCAAGUACGGCGACGAGGACGAGGACGACGUCUAG
Messenger RNA from Sporothrix brasiliensis 5110, 1485 nucleotides. RefSeq names its product protein-er retention protein. Lineage: Eukaryota; Fungi; Ascomycota; Sordariomycetes; Ophiostomatales; Ophiostomataceae. The transcript has a single exon. Gene Ontology annotation, cellular component: cytoplasm; membrane. The coding region runs from base 1 to 1485 and encodes 494 amino acids. The record is from RefSeq and is a predicted model, not a curated record.